Messenger RNA from Spea bombifrons (plains spadefoot toad), 1563 nucleotides. It is a transcript of the gene GPR19, whose product is annotated as G protein-coupled receptor 19. Lineage: Eukaryota; Metazoa; Chordata; Amphibia; Anura; Pelobatidae. The record is from RefSeq and is a predicted model, not a curated record. Gene Ontology annotation, molecular function: G protein-coupled receptor activity. The transcript has 2 exons. The coding region runs from base 273 to 1520 and encodes 415 amino acids. Gene Ontology annotation, biological process: G protein-coupled receptor signaling pathway. Gene Ontology annotation, cellular component: plasma membrane.
UUGCGGUGGAUACGGGCUGUGUGUAUGGUGGGAUGCAGGGACUGAGUCCUCUGGCUUUGGGACACAGCGCAUGGAUCUGCUAUGAGGGGCCCCCGGGCCCCGUGCUCAGCCUCCUGGCCCCCACUCAGUGACGGCAGAGGACCCCUCCGCAGCUGCCGGGAGGAGGCAGCCAGCAUGGGCAGCAGCCCCCCCUCCCAGAGGAUGCUGACAGAUUGAUACAUUGUAUCAGAGUCUCUCUCCCUGGUUUCCCGCUCCCUCUCAGGCCACUGAAGAUGGUGUUUGCCCGUGGAAUGGAUUCUCAAAUGCCCCAUCUCAUCCUGCCCACCGUCCUUUACCAGAUGCCGAACACGAGUGUAGUCACCUGUCCCAUGCCGGCUGGAGAUCCCUGGGUACCUGGUCUCUACAAAGAUGGCACCACGGGCAGGAGGAAUACCACUAUGCCGGUUCAACUCCUGGUUCCUGGGGAAGUGGCUGCUGUCAGCCUUAUCUUUGGGGUCAUUUGGAUUCUAUCGGUUUUUGGAAACGCGUUGGUUUGUCUCGUCAUCCAUCGGAGCCGGAGGACACAGUCAACCACGAACUACUUUGUGGUGUCCCUGGCGUGUGCUGACCUUCUGUUGAGCCUGGGAAGUGCUCCCUUCACCCUUCUCCAAGUGACUUCUGGCCGCUGGAUACUGGGGAGCUCCAUGUGCAAGCUCGCGCGUUAUUUCUACUACCUGACUCCAGGUGUCCAGAUCUACGUCCUGCUGUCUAUUUGUCUAGACCGUUUCUACACCAUCUUGUACCCUCUGAGUUUCAAGGUCUCCAGAGAAAAGGCCAAAAGGAUGAUAGCCGCCUCUUGGCUUUUUGACGCAGCCUUCGUUGCCCCUGUUUUCUUCUUUUACGACUCCGUGGACGGCCACUGCAACUUCUUCCCUCCGCCAUCUUGGGACGGGGCUGCUUACGGAGUGGUCCAUUUGCUGGUGGGAUUCCUAGUACCCGCCGCCCUCAUCAUCUUAUUCUACCAGAAGGUGGUAAAGUACAUUUGGCGCAUUGGCACCGAUGGAUUUACGGUCCGGCGCACCAUGAACAUCGUACCCAGGACCAAGGUCAAAACCAUCAAAAUGUUCCUGAUGCUGAACGCCAUCUUUCUGGUGACCUGGUUGCCCUUUUACGUUGUACAGUUAUGGCACCCGGAUGAGAGCGACCGGCGACAGAGCUGCCUUGCUUACCUGGCCGUAUCUUGGCUCUCAUUUGGGUCUUCUGCCGCCAAACCCACGCUCUACUCCGUGUACAACGCCAACUUCCGGCGUGGAAUGAAGGAGACGUUCUGUAUGUCCUCCAUGAAAUGCUAUCGGAGCAACGCAUACACCAUCACCACCAGCUCUCGCAUGGCCAAGAGGAACUAUGUCGGCAUCUGCGAGAUUCCCGCCCCGGCCAAAACCACCAUCAAGGAGUCCGUCUACGAUUCCUUCGAUCGCGAGGCCAAGGAGAAAAAACUAGCCUGGCCCAUUGACUCGAAUCCUCCCAAUACCUUUGUGUGAUGCAGGGAUUUGAGCCAGAGAAACAUUAUUUUUAAAGAAUGAC